Messenger RNA from Octodon degus (degu), 1570 nucleotides. It is a transcript of the gene Ckmt2, whose product is annotated as creatine kinase, mitochondrial 2. Gene Ontology annotation, biological process: phosphocreatine biosynthetic process. The coding region runs from base 111 to 1427 and encodes 438 amino acids. The record is from RefSeq and is a predicted model, not a curated record. The transcript is spliced from 10 exons. Gene Ontology annotation, cellular component: mitochondrion. Gene Ontology annotation, molecular function: creatine kinase activity. NCBI's taxonomy places the organism in Eukaryota, Metazoa, Chordata, Mammalia, Rodentia, Octodontidae.
UGCCUCAGCCUCCAAGUGCUGGGAUCACAGUGAGCACCCCUAUGCCCGGCUGAAGGCCCAGCUUUGCUCAUGUGUUUACGAGGUUUCCAGGGUCUCAGCCAGUCCUGCUCAUGUCCUCCAAGUCAGGGCCAUCUCUGCCCUCUUUGAAUGGCCUUCUGAGAAGAAGCAUGGCCAGCACCUUCUCCAAGCUACUCACUGGCCGCAACGCCUCUCUGCUGCUUGCCACUGUGGGCACCAGCGCCCUGACCACCGGUUACCUGCUGAACCGGCAGCAUGUGCGCGCCGAGCCCCAGAGCCAGCACAAGCUGUUCCCUGCAAGCGCCGACUACCCUGACCUCCGCAAGCACAAUAACUGCAUGGCUGAGUGCCUUACGCCAGCCAUCUACGCCAAGCUCCGAAACAAGGUGACGCCCAAUGGCUACACCCUGGACCAGUGCAUCCAGACCGGCGUGGACAACCCCGGCCACCCCUUCAUCAAGACAGUGGGCAUGGUGGCUGGGGACGAGGAGUCCUACGAGGUGUUUGCUGAUCUUUUUGACCCUGUCAUCAAACUAAGGCACAAUGGCUAUGACCCACGGGUGAUGAAGCACCCCACGGACCUGGACGCCGGCAAGGUCACCCACGGGCAGUUCGACGAGCGCUACGUGCUGUCGUCCAGGGUGCGCACCGGCCGCAGCAUCCGCGGGCUCAGCCUGCCGCCCGCCUGCUCGCGCGCCGAACGCAGGGAGGUGGAGAACGUGGCCAUCGCGGCGCUCGAGGGCCUCAAGGGUGACCUGGCUGGGCGCUACUACAAGCUGUCGGAGAUGACGGAGCAGGACCAGCAGCGGCUGAUCGACGACCACUUCCUGUUUGAUAAGCCAGUGUCCCCUCUGCUCACCUGUGCUGGGAUGGCCCGCGACUGGCCAGACGCCAGGGGAAUCUGGCAUAACUACGACAAGACCUUUCUCAUCUGGAUCAAUGAGGAAGACCACACCAGGGUCAUCUCCAUGGAGAAGGGCGGCAACAUGAAGCGGGUGUUUGAGCGCUUCUGUCGCGGCCUGAAAGAAGUGGAGAGGCUGAUCCAGGAGCGCGGCUGGGAGUUCAUGUGGAACGAGCGCCUGGGCUACAUUCUGACCUGUCCUUCGAACCUGGGCACCGGGCUGCGAGCCGGCGUCCACGUGCGGAUCCCGAAGCUCAGCAAGGACCCCCGGUUUUCUAAGAUCUUGGAGAACCUGAGACUCCAGAAGCGUGGCACGGGCGGUGUGGACACUGCGGCAGUGGCGGAUGUGUAUGACAUUUCUAACAUCGAUCGGAUUGGCCGAUCAGAGGUGGAGUUGGUCCAGAUAGUCAUCGAUGGAGUGAACUACCUGGUGGACUGCGAGAAGAAGCUGGAGAGGGGCCAGGACAUCAAGGUGCCGCCGCCACUGCCGCAGUUCAGCAGGAAGUGACAAGCCCCUGCCCCCCUUCCUAACUAGUCUGCCUGCUGGUACGACAGACAUGAAAAGUCUCUGCUCUGAGAGUUUCUGUAGACUUGGGAAAAUGUGAAACUGCAGAUCUUUAUCUUUACAAUAAAACUCUCCUUAAUAGCUUU